CGUUCGGGUUGGGUCCGAGCCUCACCCAAACCUGCCUGAACGUUCCGCGAUGACAAGCUUGCCACGCUGUGGUCGCCCUGAGGCAUGCGCGAUCAACUAAAGCUUGCGAGUUGCAGCCCCACGAUUGCGCCCCGCUUGUAGGACCUUGGGCUGCUGGCGGACUGACCCUCCAAACUCUGCUUCUUCCCAGUGUGAAAGCUAAGAUAGGCCCUGGUGGGGUGCGGAGGCUCGCCGGCACUGUCCCGCGGGUGAGGGAAGGAGGAAAGUGCGCCUUUGGGGGCUGCUGCCGCGUGAUCGGGCGGCUCCACCUGUGAUACUCAAGGGUUAAUUCUGCACUCAGGAAUUACUCCUGGCACUGCUCAGAGGACCCUGUGGGAUGCUGUGCGUGGCUGCAUGCAAGUUUCCUAUUGACAGGUCCCUGAGCAAACAGUGUGUGAGAUGGGCCGGACAUCCAAGGACAAGAGGGAUGUGUACUACCGCCUGGCCAAGGAGAACGGCUGGCGUGCACGCAGUGCCUUUAAGCUGCUGCAGCUUGAUGAGGAAUUCCAGCUCUUCCAAGGCGUUACGCGGGCAGUUGACUUGUGUGCAGCCCCAGGCAGCUGGAGCCAGGUGCUGAGCCAGAAGAUCGGGGGCCAGGGUUCUGGCCAUGUGGUGGCUGUGGAUCUUCAGGCGAUGGCUCCAGUACCAGGGGUGUUACAGAUCCAAGGGGACAUCACGCAGAUGUCCACUGCCAAGGAGAUCAUCCAGCACUUUGAGGGCUGCCCUGCGGACCUGGUGGUGUGCGAUGGGGCUCCAGAUGUAACUGGCCUCCAUGAUGUUGAUGAGUACAUGCAGGCCCAGCUCCUUCUCGCAGCUCUCAACAUUGCUACCCAUGUCUUGAAGCCAGGGGGUUGCUUUGUAGCCAAGAUCUUCCGAGGCCGAGAUGUGACGCUACUCUAUAGCCAACUGCGGGUCUUCUUCUCCACUGUGGUUUGUGCAAAGCCCAGGAGCAGCCGGAACUCCAGCAUCGAGGCCUUUGCUGUCUGUAAGUGUUAUGACCCCCCUGCGGGCUUCUUGCCGGACCUAACCCAACCUCUACUGGACCAUUCCUAUGAUCCAGAUUUCAACCAAUUGAGUGGUCCCACCCGCAUCAUUGUGCCCUUUGUGACCUGUGGGGACCUGAGUGCGUAUGAUUCAGACCGCAGUUACCCCUUGGACCUAGAGGAUGGCUCGGAGUACAAGUACACUCCACCCACGCAGCCGCCCAUCUCACCACCGUACCAGGAGGCCUGCACGCUGAAGAAGAAGGGACAGCUGGCCAAGGAGAACCAGCCCCUCACUGCUCCCCCAUGCCACACCGUGCUGGCUUCUGAGGUGGAAGACAGUGAAAAAAUGAAUUGUUCACCUUUAACAAAUUAAGGUAAACCACAAGCUGAUUCAACUUGGAAGCUGUUUGGUCUCAGGAAAGCCAGAACUUUGCGCUUAUGAACUUGUUUGCAAAUAUCAUCUCUUCCACCUGUCCUGCAUAUUCAAGCUCUGGUGGGACAGGACAACAUUUGUCAUGAAAAGCAUCCAGGAACAGAACUUCACCAAAUGCCCGUCAGUGCUGCAAUGGGAGUGGUCAUGUGAGGUCUUGCCACUUCUCUAAACCUUUCCGGGGCUGCCCUGAGUAUGCCCAGAGUUUUCACCAAAAACCUGGCAUCUUUAGCUGCAUAGAAAUUAGGGCUAUCCUAAUGCACUUGAUGGAAGAAAAUCAGAAUCUUUAUUUUCACUGGCAUAACUGAAGUUUCACUUUUUCUCCGAGAUAGGAAUCAUGGCAAUCGAUUACAAUAGUAAAGGUGGUAGCUGGUGAUUCAUCCCCAUCACCUCCACCCAAAUCCAAAUCAAAGUUGUUACUGACAGCUUGAGAUAUUAUUCACUUUAAUCUUUGUUUUGAAUCAUAGGUUUUAGCAUUUGAUCAUCUAAUUCAAAAGUCCAUAUAUGGCUACAUCCCAGUAUUAAUUCCAUUUUAAUAUAUGUGGCAAUAUUUUUCUAAUCUAAGCUACAGCUGACAGAGAACAAAGCUGACAUAGAGAAUGUAACUUUCAAGUUGACAAAAAUCAUGAUUUGAUCUAUGACUAUCCUGCAAAAUGAUUAACAUAAUAAGUUUGAUCAAUAGCCAUCUCAAAACGGAGUCAUAGAACUUUAUUUCUAGGGGCUGGAGAGAUAGGACAGGGGGUUAAGUCCUUGCUUUGCACACGGCCAACCCUGGUUUAAUUCCCAGAACCACCUCUGAAUACAGCCAAAAAGAAUCCCUGAGCACUGCCAUAUGUGGCCCAACCCUCCCUACCCCCCAAAAAAGAAAAACAUUUUUUCUUAUAAUAAGAACUUUUCAGAUCUGUUCUCCUAACAACUUUUGAACACAUUGCACAGUAUCUUUCAUUACACCCCCUCAAAAAGCUUAUUUAUAACUUACGCCUACACCUCUGACAACCUCUGACAACCACCAAUCUAGCCUCUGAUUCUAGAAGUUAGAUUUUCUAGAUUCUACAUAUAAGUGAGAUCACAUAAUAUUUCUUUCCUCAGACUUUUGUUUCUCAUUAUGCCCUCAAGGGCUCUCCAUGUCACCAAAGGUAAGAUUUACUUCUUUCAUUUGUAUUUAUUUUUUUACAGUUUUGUAGUUCAAGGAUUGUUUCCAGGCCUUCACACAUACAAGUCACUGAACUGCAUCCCUCUCAUUGUUUUGUUUUUUUGGGGGUGGGACCACACCCAGCAGUGCUCAGGGCUGAGUAUUGGCCCUGUAUUCAGGGGCUCACUCCUGGCAGUGCACAGGGGCCCUAUGUGGUGCCAGGGAUUGAACCCGGUUGGCUGUCUGCAAGGCAUGUGCUGUACCCCCUGCACUAUCUCUCUGGCCUUUGUUUUUUGGGGUUUCUUUUUGAUGGUUGAAUAAUGCCCCAUUGUAUAUAUGCCCUCCUGCAUUGCUGCAUAGCGCUUCAAUCAGUAGCAGACCACACAUAUGAUCACAGUCCCUAUAUGUAGCCUAAGAAUGUGUGAGCUCUGCUAUCUGAGUUUGUGUAAUUAUCCUCUAUGAUGUUUGCAUGACAACAGAAUGGCCUAAUGACGCAUUUCUCCGACUGUAUUGCUGUCACGAGGUGACGCAUGACUGUUGACCCUAUUUUCUUUAUCCGUUAAUUAGUAGAUAGAGAUUUAGGUUGUUUGCAUACCUUGGCUAUUGUGAAUAAUGCUGUAGUGAACAUGGGAGCACAGAGAUCUCUCAUGGAGAAGUUGCCUCCCUUCAGCUAUAUAUUCAGAGUUAGGAUUGCUGGAUCAUAUGGUACUUUUGUUUACCCUUUGGAGGAACUUCCAUACCAUUGAAUUGGUUUCUGUAGGAACCCUAUGCUGUUUGCUUGUGUGUGUGUAUGCACUCACACUCAUACUUUAAAAAAAAUUUUUACCCACUCCCUGUGAUGCUCAGGCAUUAUUCUUGGCUUUGUGCUCAGGGAUCACUCCUGGCAUUGCUUGGGAGACCAUAUGGGAUGCUGGGGAUCAAACACUGGUCAUCUGUGUGCAAGAUAAGCACCUUACCCACUGUACUAUCUAUCCAGCCCCAUGCUCAUACUUUGAAAAUACUCCCUGAAUUUUUAUUUUUUUUAUCGAAUCACUGUGAGAUAGACCCUUAUAAAACUGUUCAUGAUUAGGUUUCAGUCAUACAGUGUUCCAACACCCAUCCCUACACCAGUGUACAUUUCCCAGCACCAGUGUCCCAUCCCUGAUACUUUUUUAUUUUCUGUUUUUUGGCUCACACCUGGCGGUACUCAGGACUCACUCUUAGCUCUAUGUUCAGGGAGGAUCACUCCUGGCAGUGCUCCAGGGACUAUAUGGGAUUCCUGCAGUUGAACCCAGAUCAGCCACAUGCAAGUGCCCUACCCACUGUACUGUUGCUCUAACUCUUAAUAUUUUCUUUUUUUGCUUUUUGGGUCACACCCAAAAAACCCCGGCGAUGCACAGGGUUACUCCUGGCUCUGCACUCAGAAAUCACCCCUGGCAUGCUCAGGGGACCAUAUAGGAUGCUGGGAAUUGAACCCAGGUCGGCCGCGUGCAAGGCAAACACCCUACCCGCUGUGCUAUUGCUCCAGCCCCCAAACUCUUAAUAUUUUCAAUCUGGAUCACAGAUAUAACUGGAUAGCAAAGGGUUCCCCAAGACAGAUUUUUUUCCCCUUAGAUAACUCACUUGAUCUUAGCCAAAAGUCUGAGAAGCAAUCUCUUAGGUAACUCAAAAGGGCUAGAGUACAUGAUUGGAAGUGGGAGGCCUGGGUUGGAUCCCUGUCAUCAUGUCAUCACCACAUGUACAGUGCCAGGUGGGAUCUGAGUAGGCAUCAGAAGGAGCCCUGAGUACCGCCAGGUGUGUCAUAGAGCGCCAUAGGCUAAAAAUCAGGCCUCUCUUACACAAAUGUAACACGUGCCUGAGUGCCGUCCGGUGCUUCUGCAGUUCAGUAAAUAGGAGUUGACAAACAUAUCAGCUUCAAGGGUGGAACCAGUUUUUGCAGCUUACUGUUGUGUAGAAGCUUGCCUUCCUCUGUCCACACUCCAGUUCAGGGACAGGAUUACCUAUACCCCAUUCUGAAACCCAAGGUUCUUCUGUACCCGACAGUGAACUAGUGGGUUCCACACUGAAUCUCUGUAACCCUGGGUGGGAGAAACACCCCAUUGUGAGUCUCUUCACAGUCAGUUUGAGUACAGGAAUAUCUACACCCUGAUCUGCAUGAUCCUAGAAACGUGUGCUGGAAGUCAAGGGUGUUUAGGAGUAUCCACAUCUCCUAAGUGUGCCAGCCCAGGUAUGUCUUCAUGCCAGUGUGGGAGCCCCCAGCUGUCCCCUUUCCCUCAUCCUCCCUGCUCUAUUUUGCCUGACUCCAGACAAGUCCACAGGGGCCCAUGUCAAAGAAAGCUGCUCCAUGGAUAACCAUAUUGCUGUUCUUUUUUUUUUUUUUUUUUGCUUUUUGAGUCACACCCGGCAAUGGACAGGGCUGACUCCUGGCUCUGUGCUCAGGAAUAGUCCUGGCGGUGCUCAAGGGACCAUAUGGGAUCCUGGGAAUCGAACCCGGGUCAGCUGCAUGCAAGGCAAACGCCCUACCCGCUGUGCUAUUGCUCCAGCCCCAGUAUUGCUAUUCUUUGACCACUGUUACAUCUGUUCCCCAGUUUGUGUGUCCUCAGCUGUGUUGUAGCUCUGGACUGUGGGACCCCAGGAGUUUUCGGGCCCCAGAAUUGGUACCUCUGAGGGGGGUGUGAAACCUACAGGUACCAGAAUAUCAUUGUGGUGCCCCCAAUGUUGUCUACAUGCCAAUUUAUGUGACACCCAAGUGUCUACCCUCAGUUUUGUUAUUUGGUUUUAUUUUGGGCCACACCUGGCGGUGCUCAGGGCUGAUUCCUGGCUUUGAGCUCAGGGAUCAUUCAUAGCUUGGGGGACUUUAUGGGGUGCUGAGGAUUGAACCAGGUCAGCUGCAUAGCAAGUCAAGAGCUGAUAGUACCCACUGUACUAUCAGUCCAGCCCCAAGUGUCCACACACAGUUAAGGAGAAAUGUACAAUGCCCAGUCUCUGACCCUCAGGUAGUAUCAUUCCUGCCCUGACUCCCACCCCCAAUUUGACAGAAAAGUACCCCCAGCAUCUCUCCAACCUAGUGUGUGACGCCAGGAAGGCCUGGAUUUAGUCUCUGUGACACUAGGAGAUCCACUCCCUAAUCAUCCUGCUCCAGGAUAACUUACACCCAAACCUAAACAUCUCACGAAUAUCUAGACCAAUAUUUCCCCAAAUGGGCAAUAUUAUCCCCCCUUCAGAAGGGUGGGCUACUAGAGAACUAUGUGAGGUAGUAAUCUGUCACCUUGGGUGCAAUGGGUGGCUACUGUCUGCUCACUUUCUAGAAGGUCCCUUUCCAGCAAUGCCCUAAGUUUACUUUUCCUGAAAAAGAGAUACAAGAGGCUCUGUAAGUUUGGGAACCUCUGUCCUAGUCCCUCAUCUGUUUGCUGCCAGAAGUGCUCCCAGGAAGGCUCUAUCUGGGGGAAGAGUGAUUCAGAGAAGGGAAUAAAGACCCGGAGGCAGGGGCUUGCCUGGAGGGGAUCAUGGCAGGACGUGGGGUUCAGAGACCAGAGUUGAUGGGGAUCUGGUGCUGUUAGGCCUCUUUAAGAGCAAGGAGGGCCUGCUCUCUCUUUGAGAACAAGGCUGGGCCUGUACCAAACUCACAAGGUACAUUUCCCCAGGGUUGGCAGGAGAGAGAAAGCAUGUGGUGGCCUUUCAGUUCAGCAGGAAGUACUCUUGGGGACUGUGUCCAGAUGAGGGCAUCCGGCACCCUCAGGCUACGCCUGUCUUCCUCAGGGCCCUGGCUCUCUCCCUGACUUUGCAGACGAGUAUCACUUCUGUCCUGGCCAUCUCUUCAGGCUUCUCUGCUAUUCUCCCCGGGGUCCUCAAACACUGCAAGCCUUAGUUGGCCACAAGGCAUUUGCACAGGUCCUCCCAGUGCUGAAGAGCAGGAUGCAGUUCAAUUACUUGGUUGGCCCUGCAUUUUGUCUGCUUUGACAUUCUAAUGAUUCCUACUAGCACCCCAGCCUUUGCUCUCUUGUUCCUUGCUUUGUUUUUUUUUAUUGCAUAGCCACUUCCUAAUGUAAUAUUCUAGAUAUUUUGGUUGAGUCAGGCAAGGCCCUGGGUGAAUCACAAAGCAUACACAGCUAGAAUAAGGGCCAGAGAGUUAGCACAGUGGUUAAGGGGCUUUGCCUCACAUGAGACCAAACCCAGUUCAAUCCCCAGUACCACAUAGGGUUCCCUGAGCCAGGCUAGGAGUGAUCCCUGAGCCCAGAGCCAGGAGUGAACCCUGAGGUGCAAUUCAAACCACCUCCCUCCUGCCCCACCCCCUAAAAACAUAAAAUUUUGCACAGAUGCAGCCUGGGUUGAGGGAACAGGAAGUGAAAUGGUGUUACCAAAAGCUAGGAAAAGGUGCGGCUGAGCCCUGGCCCGAAACACCACACUAAAGUAGCGAGGGCAUGAGCAGUGAACCCUGCCUCUGCACCUGUGUCUACUCACCCACCUGGCUAAUAGCCAGAAGGGGACAGAGUUCACCAUGUUUAGCCUCCCGGGGUUGCAAGAGAGGCUAGGGAAGGAGAGAGAAUCGAUUGUGGGGGCUGAACCAUAAUGAAUAGCCAACAGCAGGGCCAGAGUGAUAGCACAGCGGGUUGGGCGUCUUCCUUGCUCAUGAGCAACCUGGGUUCAAUCCCUGGCACCCCAUAGUGUCCCCCAAACCCUCUAGUAAUGAUCCCUGAACUCAGCCAGGAGUAGUCUGUGAGCCAUAACACCAGGUAUGGCUCAAAAAGAAAAAAAAAGAAUUCUAACAAUUCAGUCAUCAUAAAACUACUUUCAAAAUGGGUGACGUGACAGUUUGAACAGACACUCCAACAGAGGGACUAGAGAUGACAAGUAAAGCACAAAGAGAUGCUGACUCAGCCUUUAGGGAAAUGGGUGCUAAACCUAUAAUGACAUAUCCCAGCCUCCACACAUUAGAAAGGUGAAACAUCAAAAGGAGCUCACACAAAGUGUCAGUGAGGAGGAUAGUUCAAUGGGGAAAUCACUUCAAAAACCAGUUGGGCAGUUUUUCAAAAAGAACCACAUGACCCAGCAAUCCCACAUGUAGGGAUUUAUAUAUGCAAGUGAAAUGAAAAGUUUACACAAAAACCUGUAUGCAAUUAUUUAUAGCAGCUUUCAUUCAUAAUUGCCCUGGAGGAAAGAACCCAACUGUCUUUCCACUAGCAAAUAACAUCUCCAAAUGGAUACAUACUUGGUACUCAGUAAUAGAAAGUAACAAACCACUGAUAGAUCACAGAAUCUUCAAUGCACUGUGCUUUGUGAAAAAAUGAAACUGUAUAUACUUAUUGAUAUGAUACCUGCAUGAUACACACAUGCUUCCACUUGUACGGCAUUCUGGAAAAGGCAAAACAGAUAGGGGAGGGUGGGCGGGGGGAAGGGUGGAAUUAGAGCUCAAGGGAGAGGCUGACUUCAAAGUAGCCACACAACUGUUUUGAAGUCAGAAAACUGCUCUGUGCCCAGCUUGGAAUGGCAGUUACUGUUAUUGCUCUUUCUGUUUGCCAAACCUCAGACAACUGUACACAGCAAAGGGGAAAUUUUACUCUAUGUAAAAUAGGCCUUGAUGACUAUGAAUUUUUUAAAAGUGCAAUACUUGAGCGAGCAAUAAAGAAUUGGAUGUCUAUGA
Molecule: messenger RNA, 8207 nt
Organism: Sorex araneus (European shrew)
Lineage: Eukaryota; Metazoa; Chordata; Mammalia; Eulipotyphla; Soricidae
Gene: FTSJ1
Product: FtsJ RNA 2'-O-methyltransferase 1
Exons: 14
Coding region: 439-1398 (319 amino acids)
Biological process (GO): tRNA methylation; cytoplasmic translation
Cellular component (GO): cytoplasm
Molecular function (GO): tRNA methyltransferase activity
Source: RefSeq, a predicted model, not a curated record